Molecule: messenger RNA, 2080 nt
Organism: Vitrella brassicaformis
Lineage: Eukaryota; Vitrellaceae
Source: the annotation of a GenBank genome assembly
AGACAAUCGAAACGCACACCCAUGCAAGAGUUCCAUCCAUCCAUCCAUCCAUGUACCACCAUUCAGGUGUCUGUCGAUCACGCGUACGUUUUGAGCAGCCACAGGUAUGUGAUGACGCACAGUGCGAUGAUGGUCCCCGCUACCGCACCCACCACCUGCAACGUCUUGUCGCUCGUCGCCUGCGUCACUGCACACACACACAACACAACACAACACACCACGACAUAACGACACAGACCGUAUGAACAUGUCUGUGUCUCUGAUAUCCCUCAACCCAUUCAUUCGUACGCACCGACGUCCCAGUUUUUCUGGACGACCAUGCCGGCGUACGCCACUGAGUAGUUCCGGUAGGACCUCGCCACAACGUUGAACAUGUACCUGCAGGAAGAAGGUCAGACGCCCAAUGCGACACCGAAAGAAUCUCACUAGUUACUUCUUCCGUGGGCUGAUGCCCUCGACGGUGGCGUUGCAAAAACCUGAAUUGAGCGAGACAUGAAUGGAUGGAUGGAUGGAUGGGUGCCACACAAACGAUUAUGCUGUGAAGUGCGUUGCCUUACUUACCGCCUGCGCACGCUGAGCCGGGGACGGUUGUGUACGGCCUGAAGGUGUUGAGCUCCAAGCCACACACAGUGUUGUAGAUGCGAUCUGACACCACACCCCGCAGCACAGACAGCACAGCACAGCACACAUAGAUGCGUGUCAUGUGCACACACACACAGGGGGGCUCACUCACCAGCUUUGAGGAAUACAGCAGGGACGGUCCUGUUGUCGGUGUCGAGCAGCAGAGCUGAAUACACACUGUAGUCCUCCGUCUCGCUGAUACCUGCAGUGCAGGCACACCACACAGCACGGCACAGCACAGCCACACGCGACGCGUGGCAUUCGCUGUAUGUUGCCAUUUAUCAUAUAUGUGGGGGGGGCGGGGCGCACAUACCGACGGGCACAUAGCUGGCAGGGGUCCACUGCAGCUCCACACUCAGCUCUGCAGACAGCCAAAGACAAGUGGGGACGGGGUUGGUCUCCUUCCUUUACGCACCUGAGAGUUGUUUGAUGUUCAGUCUCCCCUGCACUCCCGGCCUCGGGAAUGCACCUGCACCCACCCAUCCAUCCAUCCAUCCAUCCAUUGGGAGUGGAAGAGCUUGGGCAUCCGUGCGCAUUUUCCACCCAGCCAUCCACCCACCUAUGUCGGCGAGGACUGUGAAUGUGUAGCUGGCCAUCGUCCUCGCAUACACGGCAAAAUAGUACUACACACAUUCGGAAGGGACGCCAACUGAGAAAGGCCUGAACGUGCAGUCUGCUGCCUGGCUACCAACCUCUGUGGACACGAGUGGCACCUCAAAGAACGACGGAGCUCCAUCUCGCGACCCAUCCGUCACGCUCUUGAAAUGAGUCCUGACACACACACACACAACGCCACACAAAAGUCUGUGCAUGUGGCAUCUGUUCCUUCGCCCGGCCCUCCCUCCCUCCACCCACGCACCCACCCGCCCACCCACCCACCCACCAGGUGCCCGAGUAAGGGUCAGGGUAGCAUUGUCUUGUCUUUCUGACGUACAGGUAGACGACCCCCCUGCAGGGCUCGAGGUGUAUGAUGAGUUUCCUAUAGGCGUCGGGCUGGUUGAUGGUGGUGACAUUGACGUUUCUGUAGAAGUAGAGGUGGCUGUGGUUGGCCACGAUGUCGCGCCUGAUGACCUCACCCUCGCUGAUCACCGUUAUGUUGCUCACCGUGUCGUAGAACUCGUGUGGACAUCUGAACCCAUCCAUCCAUCCAUCCAAGUGGUAGCCAUUGCAAAUGACGUUUGUUUGCUGUCUGGCGCUUACGCAGUGGACUUGCCGACGGCAGGUGCGUCCGGGUUGAGGAUUUGAGCGUCCGCCGGCGCCAAGAUGCACACGAAGACCAGAGUCCAUAACAGCGCAGCGGCCGCUGCCGCUGCCCCAGAUCUCACUUCAGAUGUCGUUGUCGUGAAGGAUGCCUGCAAUAUUCGCGCAGGUACUCGUUUGCUGAGCCUUUCCAUCCGUCGGCGCAGGAAUUUACGUCGGUGCAUAGGAGGUGGAUGUGACGCAUUCUCACUAACCUUUG